This is a messenger RNA of Acipenser ruthenus (sterlet), 2202 nucleotides long. RefSeq names its product C-type mannose receptor 2-like. The coding region runs from base 116 to 1366 and encodes 416 amino acids. Lineage: Eukaryota; Metazoa; Chordata; Actinopteri; Acipenseriformes; Acipenseridae. The transcript has 7 exons. The record is from RefSeq and is a predicted model, not a curated record.
CUGGAUAGGCCUGUUCAAUGAGCCCUGGAAGUGGUCACACCAGGGGGAUAGCUACACAUUUUACAACUGGAGAAACGGGGAACCAAACAAUUGGGGAGGGGUUGAGAAGUGUGUGAUGAGUAAGACUGGUGGAUGGCAUGAUGCUCCCUGCAAUGAUCAGAAGUCUUUCAUCUGCUGUGAGGGCGGCUCCUCUGGUCAGUGUUUCUAUGGAGGAACUGGGAAGACAUGGCAGGAAGCUCAGAGCUACUGCAGAAACCAAGGCAGAGACCUGCCCACCAUUCAAGACCAGGCCAGGGUUAAUGAGCUUAUAGGUCUUAUACCUUCAUUUACUCUAUAUAACUUGUAUUACUGGAUCGGGCUGUAUCAUGACAAAGAGAACUGGCAGUGGUCCAGUGGAGGUGAUGUCAUCUACUCCAACUGGGAACCAUACCUCUUCUGUGCUUCAGUCAAUGUGGAGGGAGAGUGGGAGGAUUCACUCUGCAGUCAGGGAAACUAUUUCAUGUGCUACAGCGAGACCAGCAACAUCACUGAGAGAUACACCCUGAUUGAAGAACUGAAAAACUGGACUGAAGCUCAGCAGUACUGUAGAGAACACCACACCGACCUCGUCAGUAUAAAGAACGCUAGUGAAAAUGAAGAAAUAGUGAAGAAAGCGCAGGGCAAGCCCUUCUGGAUAGGCCUGUUCAAUGAGCCCUGGAAGUGGUCACACCAGGGGGAUAGCUACACAUUUCACAACUGGAGCAAAGGGGAACCAAACAAUUGGGGAGGCAGUGAGAACUGUGUGAUGAUGAGUAACACUGGUGGAUGGAAUGACUAUGGCUGCAACAAUCAGUUGCCUUUCUUCUGCUGUGAGGAUUCAGACCCCACAAGCCCCCCUUCCACUGCGGUCUCUCAAGAAGCAGAAUCCUCGAGCCCCCCUUCCACUCCGGUCUCUCAAGAUUCAGACCCCACAAGCCCCCCUUCCACUGCGGUCUCUCAAGCAGGCAGUCCACUCCCCGAGGAGCUCCACCUGAUCUCUCACAGUAUGGUCUGGCCGGAGGCUUGGCAGUACUGCAAGGAUCGCUACACUGACCUAGUGAGCCUCACAAGCCUGGCUGCACAGAACAGAGUGUCGGAGCUCGUCAGGAACAGCACUGUGUCGCGAUUCUGGAUCGGACUGCACAGAACCGUUGUGUAUGAUAAGUGGUACUGGGUUGCUGGUAAGGAUAAGAAGGCCCAUCUAAACUACACUAACUGGGCCCCCGGGGAGCCCAACAAUCCUUACUAUGAGCACUGUGGGGAGAUGGUGCUGCGGGAGGAUGGGGGGGCUGAGUGGAAUGAUCUGUGCUGCUAUGAACAGCUCCCCUUUAUCUGUUUCAAAGAUUAAAAACAUCCUGAAAAGCUUUUACAGCAGUGGCUCUCAAACUAUCUCCAGCUGGGACCCCUUUAAAGGCACUUUAGUCUGGAAAAAAAACAUUUACUGAAAAAAUUAUAGAAAUACCUCAAUCUAAAUUGUGUGAACAUGGAAUGUGUGAAUAAUAAAGCAGAAUGAAAUCUAUCUGACAGAGUUUGCAAUGCCAUGUCUGCUCUCUAUAAAGAGCUGCUGCAAUGCACUGCAGUCAUCGCGGAUGGAAGGUCUGCUUGAAAUGUGGUUGUUAAAAACCUUUCUGUGACCCCCAGGGGGUCCCAACCCCCAGUCUGAGAACCACUGUCUCCACAGAACCCAGAGCUUUACUAUAGAGUAGUGCAGCAAAAUACUACACAUUCCUAUCAAAGAGAAUCCUCUGUAGCAAUCUUUAAUGAUCUACAUCACUGUGAUAUUCCAUUCUGUACUUGUUUAAUAACCUAUUGUGUGUGUGUGUUCUGUACAAGGCUCGCCAUAAACGUACAUUUGAUAGCAUUUUGCUACCAAAACUCUUAAUUUGCUACUAGUUUUUUCUGCAGUAGCAUUUUUCUGAUCCCUUACGCUGCAGUUUAUAUGACCGACCCUGAGUGAACAGGAAUAUUAUUCUGCAGCAAACAGAUUCCUAGGAUCCCUGCUUAUCACUAAAAUAUUCAAAUAAAAAUCUCAUCUGGUCAGUUUUAAAGAAGCGUAAUGUGAGGAAAUGGCCGUUCGCCAGCUGUUUUGAGUUUUGACGUUUUCAUACUGUUUUGUUGUCUAAAAUUUGUAAUACCAAAAGUUCAUGGUGAACCACGCCGAUGAAUAAAUGAAUAGUUUAAGUA